AUGGCGACAGCAAUGGAUCACGACAAGCUCUCCGCUGAGCAUCAGAAGACUGAGAAUAUCGCGGAGAAGAUCUCAACUUCAUCAGGAAGUGGUGAGCUUGAAGCGCAGAGUGUAGAACUUCAGGAGAAAGAGGCGGCGCGUGUGUUGAGGAAGGUGGACAUGAGACUCGUUCCAAUGCUUUCCCUCCUCUAUCUUGUUGCCUUUAUCGAUCGAAGUAAUAUCGGUAAUGCGAAAAUUGCCGGUAUGACGGAUGACCUUCGCAUGAACGGUAUCCAGUACAACACUGCGGUUACCUUGUUCUUCGUCCCAUAUACGCUCCUCGAAGUACCCAGCAACAUUGUGCUCAAGAUGAUGCGCCCAAGUCAUUGGAUGGCGAUUUUGAUGUUCAGCUGGGGUCUCGUCAUGACACUCAUGGGUCUAACGUCCAGCUAUGGUGGUCUACUCGCCGGAAGGUUCUUUUUGGGUGUGACAGAGUCUGGGUUCUUUCCAGCAGCAACGUUCUUACUCACUCUGUGGUAUCGUCGUUUCGAACUUCAGCGUCGCAUGGCUGUCUUCUACGUAGCCGCCUCUCUCGCAGGUGCUUUCAGUGGUCUACUCGCCUAUGGUAUCGAGCAACUUGACGGUCGCUCUGGCCUUGCAGGAUGGCAGUGGAUCUUCCUUAUCGAGGGAUUAAUUCCAGUGGCCCUCGCACUCAUCAUCUGGAAAAUUCUUCCUGACAGUCCAGAAACGGCAAAAUUUCUUACCCAACCAGAGCGCGACCUUCUAGUUUCCCGGUUGGCGAACGACUCCGGAUCUGGGCAGGGACAAGCCACCAACAGCGAUAAGAUUGGAAAAGAGCAGAUUCUCUCUGGUCUUUCCGACUGGAAGAUUUGGGCUGCUACGGUUGUUUUCUGGGGUAACACUGUGGGUGUUUACGGAUUCACUGCAACUGUGCCAUCUGUUAUCAAAGGUCUAGGCUACACGAGUGCCAAUGCCCAACUUAUGACCAUCCCGAUCUACGUCUUCGCCGCUAUCCUUACUCUCAUCUUCGCGUGGGCCUCUGACCUGACACGCAUGCGCUCCCCAUACAUCAUUGCAGGCUACUCCAUCGCUAUAUGCGGCUUCAUUGCUCAACUAGCUAUCCCAAAGCCCGCUUACCCAGGUAUCACAUACGGUUUCCUCUUCCCUGUGGCCGGAGGUCUAUACUGCCCCUUCACCUGCCUCGUCUCCUGGAUCGGCAACUCUCUCGCUCCAUCUUCCAAGCGCGCUGUCGGAAUGGCUCUCUUGAUUUCUGUUGGAAACAUGGGUGGUAUUAUGGGAAGCAACAUCUAUCUUGCACGCGAGGCACCAAAGUACACGACAGGCUUCUCAGCUAGUCUGGCAAUGUGCUGUACCGCCAUUCUCAUGACUCUUGUGUUGAGAUGGGCGUAUGCGAAGGAGAACCGGAAGAGGGAUGAGUUGAUUGCUGAGCAUGGUGAAGAGGCUAUUCGUGCGAGAUAUAGCGAGCAGGAGUUGUUGCUUAUGGGUGACAAGAGCCCUUUCUUCAGGUAUACUCUGUAG
This is a messenger RNA of Alternaria atra, 1539 nucleotides long. RefSeq lists its product as uncharacterized. The transcript has 4 exons. Gene Ontology annotation, molecular function: transmembrane transporter activity. The record is from RefSeq and is a predicted model, not a curated record. Bases 1 to 1539 code for a protein of 512 amino acids. NCBI's taxonomy places the organism in Eukaryota, Fungi, Ascomycota, Dothideomycetes, Pleosporales, Pleosporaceae. Gene Ontology annotation, cellular component: membrane. Gene Ontology annotation, biological process: transmembrane transport.